AUGCACCAGACACACCAACAGGGGCCCCCAGCCAGCUGGGGCCCCCUGGGCUUAAAGGGGUACGAAGCUCACAGCAGGCAGAGCUCGGGGGCCUCAGACGCAGCAACAGCAGCAACUGCAGCAACAAGAGCAGCAGCAGCACCCUCAGCAGCAGCAGCAGCAGCAGCAGCAGCAGGGGCCUCCUGGCUGCAGAGAUGCCCCGUAUGCGGCUGCAGCAUAGGGGCCUGCAGCUGCGAUGCAGCAGCAAUAGCAGCACAUCGUCAGCAGCAGCAGCAGCAGCAGCAGCUCGUACAUAAGAAAAGGCAGCAGCUGCAGCAGCAGCACGAACAGCUGGAGCGGAUGAAAUCCUUACAGCAGCAGCAAAAGGCUUUGCUGCAGCAGCAGCUGCUGCAACAGCAGCUGCUGCAGCAGCAACUCAACAGCAAUGAAGGCCCCAAGGGGGGCCCCCCUGUCCCUAGCAGCCUUCAGAUGCUGCGGGCCAGCUCGCUGCCUCCGGGCCCCACCAGGGGCUCAGGUGUCUCUUCAUGGCAGCAGCAGCAGCAGCAGCAGCAGCAACUGCAGCAGCAGCAACUGCAGCAGCAGCAUGGUAGAGGUAUCCCUGCAGCAGCAGCAGACAGCAGCAGCAGCAGCAGCAGCAGCAGCAACGAACUACAGAAUUUCUUGGGCCCCCGUCUGCUCGCUGCCUUCAAACGGCUGCAGCAGCACGGGGCCCCCGAGGGCCUCUUGCCGCCUCAACUGUCUCCUUUUGGGGGCCCCCCUGCUGCUGCUGUCCCUGCUGCCCGUAUAGGAGCAGCAGCAGCGCCAGGAAUAGCUGCUGAUGCUGCCGCUGCUGCUGCUGCUGGUGUGUCUCCUCUCUGGAGCCUGCAGGGGCGAGAAGAAGCCCCUUUCAGCAGCAACAGCAACGGCAACAGCAGCAGCAGCAGCAGCAGCAGGCAGCAUCUGUCUGGAUCAGAAGUUGCUUUGAGAUAUUUUGGUGCUGCAGAAAGGAGACAAGGAGACAGCAGACAGCAGCAGCCCCUUCCGUCCCCCCUAGAGGUCCCCAGCAGCAACUGGCAGCAACCAGGGCCUCAGCAUGCGCUUGCUGCUGCCAAUCCAAACCCAGCAGCAGCAGCAGCAGCAGCAGCAGCAGCAGGAGCAGCAGGAGCAGCAGCUGCUGUGGAAAUACAGUCAGGGUGUGUGCCCCACGAGAGACAGUCUGCUGCAGCAGCUACUGAGAGUCUGUGUGUGCUGUCUCCUACAAAGGAGACAGAAGGAGACAGAGACGAAGAUAUCUGGCAGGAGACACCUGAGGGCCGCAGGGCCCUCCGCGCUUACCUGGUUGAGCUGCAGACAAGGCUUGCUGCAGCAGAGCAGCAGGCGACACAUAACUUUGUUGGCUGUCUAUACAGAGACAUUCAUCUGCAGCAGCUCAGCCAGCAGCUGCCCCCGCACCCCAGUACCCAGGGGCCCCCCGCUGAUGGGGGCCCCCCAUCAGGUCCCUCCCCAGGAGCAGAGGGUGAGGAGACAGAGGAGACAGCAGCAGAAGAGAGUGGCACGCUGCAGCAGCAGCAACAGCAGCAGCAACAGCAGCAUCAGGAGCUGCAGCAGCAGCUGCAGCUGCUUGGCGGCGAGAGAGAGCACCUGAAGGAGGCCCUCAAGCGCAAACACGUCGCAGAGAUGAAACUCAGGGCCCACGUAGCUUCUCUCUCAGCUGUCAAUGAGCAGCUGCAGGCAGAGGCCUCUACGCUGAUGAACUUUCACAGACUGGCCGAGGCGCACGGACCCGAAGCAGCAGAGAAGCUGCUUCUGCAGCAACUGCGGUCUCAAGCAGAAGGCCAAAAUACCCAAAUCAAAGACCUGCAGCGAAUGCUCGCCAACAGAGAAGCUCAGGUGUCUGCGCUGGAGUGCGAGGUGGCGCUGUGCCGGAAGGCCCUGGGGGCCUUUAAGACCCUUCUGCAGACUCAGGGGGGCCCUCAACAUCUGAGCCUUCAGAAUGGGGCCCCCCAAGAGGGGGCCCCCAAAGAGGGGGCCCCCCAAGAGGGGGCCCCCCAGGAGGGGGCCCCUCAGCAGGGGGCCGCUCAGCAGGGGGCCGCUCAGCAUGAGCCUCCUCAGCAGGGGGCCCCCCAGCAGGGGCCCCCUCAGCAGGGGCCCCCUCAGCAGGGGCCCCCUCAGCAGGAGACACCUCAGCAGGGGGCCCCUAGGCAGGAGGGGGCCCCUGAGGCCCAGUGUCUCCUCCCCCCGAAGGAAGACAGAUCGACGCAGACGGAGGCUUCGCAGAGUCCCCCCAGGCCGCAGGAGACAGCAGAGCUGCGGCCCUCUACGCUGUCUCCAUUGGAGACAGAGGAGACUCUUGAGGAGAGAAAGGAGACAGCAGCUGCUGUUGCUGCAGCCUCAGCACCAGCAGAGAGAAAGGAGACAGCAGCGGCUGUUGCUGCAGCCUCAGCACCAGCAGCAAGAGACACCGAGGAGACACCACAGCAGCUUAUUACAACGGAGACAGCAGCAGGAGACACUUGUGCUGCAGCUAACAAACACAGACACACACACACGAUCCCCAGGGGGAUCGGCCCCGUCAUGCGGUAUACUGUGGGGCCAGCGACGGGAUACGAACACAGAAGAGACGAUGCAGUCGACAGCGCCGUGGCUGCUCUGAGCAGUGCUAGAAUAAAUAAAGUGUUAUUCACCCGCGUCUGCAGCGGCAUAUAUCUCUACGGCCACCUCGCCGUGGCUAUGCGUCUCAGCCCCACAGGAGAGCUGCGAGUCUCCUUUGAGGGUAGAGACUAUACAGCCAAGGAUUUUAUACAUUGCUUUGAAGAUGCAGAGUUUAAAUAUCUGAAGAGGAGACAGAAGGAGUCGGGGCGCGCGGUGUCUCUUGAGGUGUGUCCCCACAGUAGCCCUCGCCAGCAGCAGCAGCAGCAGCAGCAGCAGCAGCAGCAGCAGCAGCAGCAGCAGCGGAGACAAUCAAAGCAGCAGAACUGUCCCCUCUCUGCAAGGGCCAGAGGCACCUCUGUCUCCUUUGAAGGGAGAAAGGGACACCACGCCAAACGCCGCACCACCAUAGCAGCGCUACCAAUGAGCCCCACGAAAGACUCCACCCCCCGCUGCAGCAGCAGCAGCAGCAGCAGCAGCAGCAGCAGCAGCGGUCGUCGUCUUGUCUCCAGGGUUCCUUCAUGCCGUCUCCUCCCCUGCAAUAUCAGCCCAAGCCAGAACACAGGGGCUGGGGGGCCCCCCAGGGGCCCCACUCAACUGGUUGCUGUGUACAGCUCAAAGAGGGCCCCCAUCGCCCAGCAGUGCAGCAGCAGCAAGACCUCAUCCAAGGCAGCUGCAGCAGCAACAGCGAAAUCAGCUGCAGUAAUGACAACAAGAAUGCAUGCAACAGCAGUCUGGCCUUUAUCUGCUGCUGCUGCUGCAGCUGCUGCUGCUGCUGCUGCUGCUAGCUCUGGAGGGCUUCGGAGCGCGAGGCAAAGACAGCGGAUGCGGGCCGCCAGCGCAGCUCCCCCCCAGCAAGCGAGCAGCAAGAGGGCCCCCCACAGUAGAAGUGGGGGCCCCGGGGCCCCCGGGGCCCCCGGGGGCCCCGGGGGCCCUGGGGGCCCCGACAAACCCCCAGCUGCUCGCGCUAAGGACUUGCGGGCCCCACAAACCGCAGCAGCAACAGGAGCAGCAGAAACAGCAGCAACAGCAACCGCAGCAGCACCGACGCUAACAGCAGCAGCAGCAGCAGCAGCAGAGCCUGUACUUCGCUCCGCUCAGAGAUGCUACGGGGCCUUGUAG
Molecule: messenger RNA, 3750 nt
Organism: Eimeria mitis
Lineage: Eukaryota; Apicomplexa; Conoidasida; Eucoccidiorida; Eimeriidae
Exons: 10
Coding region: 1-3750 (1249 amino acids)
Source: RefSeq, a predicted model, not a curated record